Coregonus sp. 'balchen' is the source of this 2393-nucleotide messenger RNA. The record is from the annotation of a GenBank genome assembly. NCBI's taxonomy places the organism in Eukaryota, Metazoa, Chordata, Actinopteri, Salmoniformes, Salmonidae.
AGACACCUGAACUUUCUGAAGACUCUUCUAGGAAGGCAGAGGUCAGCUUCUCUCUGCUGACUUUGGUAAGGACCUUUAAGAUUUUGGUGUUUUACUCAUAACAAGGCUAUGUAUGCCACAAAAAGAUACAAUUGAUUUCUACCUGUCGCUCUCAAAACAAUGUAGAAGUUAAAUUAUAAUGCAUAUAUUUUGUAUGGACUGAUUUUAAUUGUGCAUAAAUCCGUGAUAUAUUUUCUGAGUAACACACUGUGUUGUUAUAACCCUGUACAUGAAAAGAACUGCAGCGAGACCACCAGAGCACCACCAUUGUCCAGGUCAUCAUGGGAGUCAUGACUGUGUCUGUUCUUCUCUGUGUCCUCACCUUCCUGGGGACCGAGGUGACUGGUGAGUGCCAGCCAUGCUUGAGCUCAAUCCCAUCUCCACUCCAGAUACAUAAAAACGUUUUUCCAUAAUUUACUCUCAGGAUUUUUUUGUUUGGUUUAAUCUGUAAUUGUUGUAAUUAUGCAUGGAACAUACAGCUCGCAGGGAUCUGAAAUAUCUGUCUUCUCAGGGACUUCUCGACCAUGGUAUCACAGAUUAUCCCGACAAGUGGAGAGAUUUGCAAGAAGAUCUGAACCAUUGCCAGAUCCGUACCAGUGUCCACCUGGGUUUUCUCGACCCAGCCGUUACUGGAGCACUUGCUACCGUUUCGACAACAGUUUGAAAUCAUGGUCGGCUGCAAAUGUAAGUGUCAUGACUGAUGUUUACUGACAUGCAUCCCAUUUAGAGUGAUGGUACGUGAGGUGGAAGAUAGUUAAUUGUAUUGUUCAUCCUCAAUAUAUGAAUAUGAAUGAGAUGGAACGCCUAUAUCACUUGAGCUUUAUGGAUGAUAAAAAGAAAGAUAAUGAAUUAAUAAGGAUAAUAAUAAAGUCAAUGACAUGCUCUUGCUUCCUCGUACAGAAUGCAUGCCGUCAAAGAGGUGGAUCCCUUGCUUCUAUCACAGACAGUAACGUGUACGAGUAUGCUCUUUCCCUGGUAGAAGAUGGAUACACCUGGGUUGAGGGGAGCCAUGAGGUAAAACAACCUGUUCCUCAUCCCCAAAGUACUCUCAUUUAAUAUUUAUUUUGGUUACCACUGACUACUAAGUAAAUACUGACGUUGACUUUUCCCUUUUCUCCCUAGCAGUCUGGAAUUCAGCAGAAGUACUGGUUGACAGGCUCUGUGCGUGACCAGAAUGGAAAGCAUGAGGGCUGCUUGUCAUUGGUGAAAUUUGAUGGUCAGUAUUGCAAACAUAUUCUUGCUUUGGUAACACUAAACAAUAGGGGUCCGGUACAAGGACUUUUAUAGGGACCACAUAUUAACUGUAUUCAUAUAGUUGUGCCACAACUGUCUGGACAAAUGUGCUGUACAACCUUUGUGGAACCCCAAGUAUAAUGAUCUAAGGGCUGGAUUCAAUCUGUAUUGCAGAAGUACCGCGGAACAUCUGUGUUUUAGCUCGAUUUAAAUUUAAACUCAAUGUUCCCGCGUUCGCGGAGAAUGCAUUCACGGUAAAUGCUGCAUAUGUCGUCUCAAUCGGAAAUCACCAUUACAUUUUAAAUCGCAUGUUCCGCGAUACUUCCGCGAUACGGAUAGAAUCCAGCCCUAAGUUGUAUGUAGGUGUUGGGUGAGCAGGAGUGCAAUCUCCAUUCACUCCAUAGUGGGUUUUAAUAGCUGUAGACGAGCUCCUCUGGUUAAAUACAGAAUGAGAAAGUUCAGUCAUUUUCAUCAGUCCCAUUCAGUGAAUGGUAAACAGCCGUACCUGUUUUCCAUGGUCACUCUUCUUCUGUUCUGCCUUACCCUGAGACUCAAAAAAGACAUUCUCCUCUACAGAUAGAACAGGUUUUGAUGAUAUCAGCUGUUCCAGUCAGGACAACACCGCCUUCACCCUCUGCGAGAUAUAAACGUCUUAUUUCGUAGUGUAAGGCCAAACAGAGAGUGGAUUUUGCCAAUACUCUCUGAUGAUCUUUUUCUCCUAUCGCACCACAUUGUUCUGAAUUGACUUUGUCUAAUACUUAGAGACAAUAUCAUGAAAAGUGAUGUAAUGGCUACAGAAUCAUACAUAAUGAUACAUUGAUUCAAUUGUAUUUUAGGUGGCCUUUUUUCUAUUGAAAGUAAUAGUCUGGUUUUGCAAUGGAAUUGUCACUAUAGUAUUUUUGAAGCUAUCUUUAAGAUACAGUACCAAACAUGUAGGUAAUGACAAAAAAUGUUUGAUUCCCUUACAUUCCCAUACAGUUAUUCUCAAUACUUAGUCUAAAAGGGGAAAUAGGCUAUAUCCAUUAUAUCUGGAAUAUCUAUUGAAUUGGUGGAAUUGUUAUGUCAUGUACAUCCCUCAGUGCUUCCUUGCAUAUCUUUUUGAAUAAAAACAUUCAGCAUCA